AUGCGGUGCUUCUUCGACACUUCUUUUAAUACGCAUGAGGCACUACGUUGUAUCUAUCUAUACAUCUAUAUCUAUAUUCAUCUCCUGUAUCUAUUCUCGACAAGUCCAUGUAUAUUGGUCGGCCUUGAUGUGACUCCAUACUUAUCGUGUGCGUGCCCGUACCAAUACAUCUACAACGCGCAUUCAAGUCCAACCAGCAUCUGGAGAAAAGAAGAAAAAAGAAAACGGAAAACACCAAUACAGAAAAAAAAAAUGAGCGCCGUGCCACGAACUAAGAGGGCCAGGUCGCGUGUCGGGCCAGCCGAGCCCGGAACCGCCCGGCGCAAAGACGACUCGAUCCAAUUACAUGACGAAGCGGAUUUGGUGAACUUUCGCGCCGACGCCUUUACGCGCUUCUUGGAAAACCAAGAUCAGUUGGAAAACGUCACGCUGAAGCCGUUCCACACCGACAUAAUUGUGCCGCCGUCGCCGUUUCCCGCGCACGUGCCCAAGAAAUACGACGCCAAGGCUUCGGACGACGAGGUUGCUUCAGUGUUGGCGAAAUUGAAGCCAGACGAGCUUUUUGUGGGCGACUUGCGGUUGAUGCGCGCCAAGCAGAAACAGCUGGCCCAGGACCUUGCGCAGGCGAAAGAGGAGUUGCAGCAGCAGACGCCUGCGCAUGUUUUGGGAGACGACUACGUCAGCAGAAAGAAGGCCAUUGAGCGCUUGGCGCAGCUCCAGGGCGCGUGUCUGAGCGCAGAGGCCGUGGCCGAGCUUUCAGCGGCCGCACGUGAAAUCGAGGAGGCCGAACAGGUGUCUGGCGGCCACUAUGUGUUCCAGCAGAACCCGUAUACAAAGCAUUCGGUGCCCGUGUCCGAGUUGGCGCCAGAGCUAGAGGUGGCGCGUGCGCCAGCGCUGUACAACCCGCGGCUGAUUCUGAGCUUCGUGAGCAUGGGCAACGACGGCUCGUACGGCCCAGGCAUGAUGCUUGGCGACAAGAUGACAGAGCAGCUCCCGUUUAUGGAAAACGUGGCAGGCGACCAGUUUGGCGACAUGAUGAACGGCAAGCAGUAUCGUGACGGCUACGGCUACGAGAAAGAGCCUGGCGCAGGCACGCCGGCACAGGUCAACAUGGAGGAGUUGAACACGUUCUUGGCCCAGCCCAACGAAGGCAUGGACGAGAUGGACGCGCUCAUGAAUUUUGACCAGGACCAGGACAAUGCCAUCAUGGACGAGGGCUCCUUUCCCGACGACUUUUUGACGCACAUGGACGGUGAAAUGGAGUAG
Messenger RNA from Clavispora lusitaniae ATCC 42720, 1266 nucleotides. RefSeq lists its product as uncharacterized. Lineage: Eukaryota; Fungi; Ascomycota; Pichiomycetes; Serinales; Metschnikowiaceae. The record is from RefSeq and is a predicted model, not a curated record.